Solea solea (common sole) is the source of this 4712-nucleotide messenger RNA. RefSeq names its product mannose receptor, C type 1a (gene mrc1a). The record is from RefSeq and is a predicted model, not a curated record. The transcript is spliced from 30 exons. Gene Ontology annotation, molecular function: signaling receptor activity. The coding region runs from base 100 to 4413 and encodes 1437 amino acids. NCBI's taxonomy places the organism in Eukaryota, Metazoa, Chordata, Actinopteri, Pleuronectiformes, Soleidae.
UGUCACACACCUUAGCACACUGCAGAACUCCUCUCUCAUGAAUGGGAAACUCUCACACCACCUCUUCCACCGCUGAGUGCAAACUACACAUCAAGGAUAAUGUUACCCUGUUCAAAUUUGGUGGUGAUCCUCUGUCUCCUGCAAGUCCUCUGCAUUACUGCUGACAUAGACAGUGGCUCCUUCUUGAUUUUCAAUGAGAAUCACAACAAGUGUGUUAAGGUGGAGAGUGCCACCUCAAUCACUGUGGCACCUUGCGAUCCCCAUGUCAUAGAGCAGCAGUUUCGCUGGGCGUCCCAGUCGCGCAUCCUCAGUUUGUCCCUCAAGCUCUGCCUGGCAGCCACGGAGAUAAAAGACUGGGUGAAAGUUGUCCUCUUUGAGUGUGACGAGAAAAGUGAUCUUCAGCACUGGGAGUGCAAGAACGAGACUCUCUUUGGCCUAAAAGGCCAGGACCUCCAUCUGAACUGGGGCAAUCGAAAUGAGAGGAACAUGAUGAUCUACAAAGGAUCAGCGGAAUGGAGUCGCUGGAGGAUAUUUGGUACUCGGGGUGACCUUUGUUCAAAGGGGUUUCAGGAAAUUUUCACAUUAGGGGGCAACACCUUUGGCGGCCCAUGUCAGUUUCCUUUUAAGUUCAGUGGCAAGUGGUACGCCGACUGCACCAAGGAGGGCCGACCAGAUGGACAGCUGUGGUGUGGGACGGAGACAGAUUACGACAAAACAAAGAAGUGGGGGUUUUGUCCCACCCAAGUAACCUCAGGUUGGGACACUGACCCAGUCACCGGGGUUCAGUAUCAGAGGAACGCAAUGUCAGCGUUGACGUGGCAUCAGGCCAGGAAGAGCUGCCAGCAGCAGGGGGGCGACCUCCUCAGCAUUGUAGAGCUACACGAGCAGGCGUACAUUUCAGGGUUGACCAACACUUACGGAACAUCUCUGUGGAUUGGACUGAACUCCUUGGAUUUUGAGAGCGGAUGGCAGUGGAGCAAUGGAAACCCAUUUAGAUAUCUGAACUGGGCCCCAGGUCAUCCGUCAUCAGAACCUGGACUCACCUGUGCAACACUAAAUGCUGCAAAAGCCUCAAAAUGGGAGAGCAGUGCUUGCACCAAGAAACUGGGUUACAUUUGCCGCAAAGGAAGCAUCGCCACUCUGCCCCCACCACCAAGCAAAGGUCAGCCCACCUUCUGCCCCAGUCACUGGGUCCCUUACGCCGGUAAGUGCUAUUACCUGGAGAGGAGUAAGAAGAUGUGGAGGGACGCUUUGGCCGCGUGUCACAGAGAGGGAGGAGACCUGGCCAGCAUACACAACAUAGAAGAGCAGAGCUUCAUCAUAUCACAAGUUGGAUACUUGCCGACCGACAUGCUCUGGAUUGGCUUGAACGAUCAGAGGAACCAGAUGCUCUUCGAAUGGUCCGAUCGUUCCCAAGUCACCUUCACCCGUUGGCAAACUGGCGAGCCGUCUCAUGCCACCAACCUCCAGGAAGAUUGUGUCCUCAUGAGAGGAAAGGACGGGAAGUGGUCAGAUCACAUGUGUGAAAAAACGUACGGGUACAUCUGUCAGCAGAAGGCCUCCAUUAAACCACCUGAAGGUGUUCAGGAGGAAGCCAACCCUGGAUGCAAGCUAGGCUCAAUCAGAUUUGGAUCAUACUGUUACAACAUUGGAGCUGAGGCAAAAACCUUUGCCGACGCCACGCAAGCGUGCUCCGAAAAUGGUGCUUUUCUUGUGGACGUGCCGGACAGGUAUGAGAACGCCUUCCUGGUCAGUUUGAUGGGUUUGAGACCAGAGAAGUAUUUCUGGCUCGGUUUGUCCAACACAGUUGAUGUAAGCACGUUCAAAUGGAACACCAGAAGAAGGGUCACAUUCACUCAUUUCAACGUGGGAAUGCCAGACAGACACCAAGGAUGUGUUGCCAUGACAACUGGGGCUAUGGCCGGAUUAUGGGAUGUUAUCAGCUGCGGCAGCAAGGAGAAAUAUAUCUGCAAGAAAGGUGCCGAGGGUGCACAGGUGACAACGGUUCCGCCCACCACGCCCACCCUGAACUGUGAGUCUGGCUGGACCCCUGCAGCGACCAGGAACGUGUGUUACAAGAUUUACAAAAAAGAUUUGUCACAGCGGAAGACUUGGCAUGAAGCACUUGCCUUUUGCAAGUCCAUUGGUGGGGACCUGAUGAGCAUCCACAGUGCGCAGGACCUAGAAAAUGCACAGUUUUCCUUUUCUGAAGCGUUUUGGAUUGGCUUCAACAACCUGGAUACCAGUCAGGGUUUUGUCUGGACUGAUGGUUCCGCUAAUGACUAUGAGGACUGGAUUUAUGGAGAACCAAACAAUGCCAAUGAAAAUGAACACUGUACAGAAUUCCUGAUCUACUACACAAAGCGCUGGAACGACGUGGACUGUGAGAACGCCAAGAACUGGAUCUGCCAGAUAAGCAAAGGUGUGACGCCCAAACCUGAGCCUGGUAACUUAACACCAGUAUACAACAAGACAGAAGACGGCUGGAUCAUCUUCAAUGACACACAGUACUUCGUCAACACCGAGAGCCUGUCGAUGGAAGCUGCCCGGGCGUACUGCAAAAAAAACUUUGGCGACCUCGCAGUCAUCACAGCAGAGAGCGAGAGGAAGUUCAUCUGGAGAGAGAUAAGAAAAGGCCCAGAUGACCAGUACUUCAUUGGCAUGAUAGUGAAUUUGGAUAAAUCAUUCAGCUGGCUGGACAACACUCCUGUCACUUUCACCGCGUGGGAAAGAAAUGAGCCCAACUUUGCCAACAACGAUGAAAACUGUGUGUCUAUGUACCAGGGCACGGGGCGCUGGAAUGAUCUCAACUGUGGCCACGAGAGUCCCUCUGUUUGCAAAAGAAGCAGCAAUUUUAUUAACGCAACGAUGGCCCCCACUACUGUUCCUCAGGGAGGAUGUGCACCAGAGUGGGUUGCGUUCCAAGGAAAGUGCUACAAAUUUGUUGUGGGGAAUAAAAACCAGGACUGGCUGAGAGCCAGGACGUCCUGCAUAAACCAGGGAGGAAAUCUGGUUUCUAUAGCCAAUACCAGAGAGCAAACUUUCCUGACAUCACAGUUGAUAAAAUACGAAGAAGACGUCUGGAUCGGCUUGAGCGACAUCAGCUGGGAGAUGCACUUUGUGUGGACGGACGGCAAAGGCGUUACAUUCACCAACUGGGCCAAGAGACACCCAAUGUCGAUGCCUGACUAUGCCAGACGCGAUGAGGAUGAGCUGUAUGACUGUGUGAUCAUGGUGGGUAGCAUCCCCAAACACAAAGGACUUUGGAAAGUGGACGACUGCAACGCCAAAAAAGGCUUCAUCUGUAAAAGAAAUAUCGACCCUCAGAUCGUAGUCCCGCCCACCACCGUGUCGCCGAAGGCUUUCAGCAAGUUUGGCAACGACUCCUUCAAACUGGUGACCCAGAAGAUGAGAUGGGACGAAGCGAGGAGACAGUGCCAAGCGGACGAUGCAGAUCUGGCCAGUGUGCUGAACCCCGUCACUCAGGCCUACGUCAGCUUGCAGAUGGACAAACACACUGAGCCUGUGUGGAUCGGCCUCAACAGCAAUGUGACUGGCGGUCGCUACAAGUGGGUGGAUAACUGGAUGCUGUCGUACACACAGUGGGGCACAGAUGAGCCUAAACACAAUUACGGCUGUGUGUAUAUGGACGUGGAUAGAAAGUGGAAGACUGCACCCUGCACCGACACCUACUACUCUCUCUGCAAGAGGUCACAAGACAUCGCUCCCACCGAUCCCCCGCAGCUUCCCGGCAACUGUCCGGAAACAAAGAAGCGUAGGACCUGGAUACCUUUCAGAGGCCACUGCUAUUCAUUCCUCGGCUCGGUUCUGGACAACUGGGCCCAUGCCUCGGUCGAAUGCUUAAAAAUGGGUGCGUCCCUGGUGAGUAUAGAGGACCCUCAAGAGGGUCUGUUCAUACAACAGAAUCUGGAGCUUCUGCACGAUGUCGCCAAAUCCUUCUGGACGGGCCUGUAUAAGACGCACGAAGGUGAGUGGAUGUGGAUCGACAACAGCGUCGUGGACUACACCAACUGGAAAGAGGGGAUGCAGAAGUCAGAGUCGUGUGUGGACAUAAAUUCUGAGAGUGGAAAGUGGAGCACAAGCAGCUGCAGCAGAUACAAGUCUUACAUCUGCAAAAUACAGAAAAUUAUUCCGCCGACAGAAAAGCCUCAACCUGUUGCACACAUCAUAAGUGAGGCGUCGCACGGUUCUGCUGGUAUCACUGUGACUUUUGUGAUAGUUGUGAUCGCCAUCGGCGGACUCGGGGCCUUCCUGCUCUUCCGUAACCGGAUACCCAUGCCCGCCAUUGGACAAUUCAACUUUGACAACAAUUUAUAUUUCAACAACCCCAUCCGAGCGGCUGUGGACACCAAGGGUCUGGUGGACAACAUAGAACAAAACGAACACGCGUAGACGGACACGGGAUCAGUGGUAAACAGCACGGUGGAGCAGAUGUGAUUUUUCCUGGGAACUGAAUCAAAAUAAUUGCCAAAUAUGGCGCUGCACUAAGCAAAUUACAGUGAAGAAAUAUUAAAAAAAAUAACAUGAUUCAUGAAAUGUGUACAGAUUUACCAAUCAACAUAACUAUGAACAUUUGCAUUUACUGCAGUUUGUUUGUUAUUUUUUAUCCAUGAGCUGUUUGUCAAACUACAUUGUUGUAAAUAGAUUCUCAACAAUAAUAAUAAUAAUAAAAAAAGAAAGACAUACACACA